AUGGCGAAAAACGACGUUUGCAACAUUGAUGAAAUGGAGAAAGAAAAUUCUGAGACUGAAAUAAAACGUGAGAAUCAGUUAAGUGAUUUGAUUACCAACGUGCGUUUGUUAGUCGAUUAUGACAGUACUUGCUUAGCCUUUGUGGAAGAGUUCGCCAGCAAAAUGGAAAAGAAAUUAGAUAUUUUAAUAAAGGAAAAUUUCGGUUUGAAGAAUGAGCAAGGAGAUACAGGAAUAACAGUUUUUUUCUCUUUCUUGCAGACGGAAUACGGAUUAACAGAAGAACAAAUAACAGAGUUCAAAGAAGCCUUUAUGCUGUUUGACAAAGAUUCGGACGGUAUGAUUACAACAGCUGAGUUAGGAAUUGUCAUGAAAUCAUUAGGACAACGUCCAACAGGUAAUGAACUACGAAACAUGGUUUUGAUGGUAGAUCAAGAUGGCAAUGGAACUAUUGAAUUCAACGAAUUUCUCUUCAUGAUGUCGAAGAAGAUGAAAGAGUCAGACAGGGAAGAAGAGCUUUGUGAGGCUUUCAGAGUUUUCGACAGGGACGGAGAUGGUUAUAUAAGUGCCACAGAACUCAGACAUGUUAUGACCAACCUUGGUGAGAAGCUUACGGACGAUGAAGUGGAGGAUAUGAUUAAAGAAGCAGAUCUAGAUGGUGAUGGUCUCGUCAAUUACAAAGAGUUCGUGACGAUUUUGACUUCAUCAAAGUGAAAUUUGUCCUAAAAUCACAUCUGCACGUGUUGGAAAUAUUUUGAAGAACUAUGCAAACAACUAUUUUCAUUAUGUGAUCACAACUUUUGCUGCGAGUGGACGUCGUUCAAAAGAUAAAAAUAUUUUCACCCAGGAUCCUCUUGUGAUAUUCUAGCCAUUUUUGAGCCCGGUGAUUGUUCUACUUUUGGAAUUCACUUAUAGACACAAAUACCAGUGCUUGUGAGAAAUAAAUAAUUUUUAAAUAAUUUAGUGUUUUUACUAAAAUAAAGUGAAUUUAAAAAAUACAGUUUAAUUAAACAAUCACCAUAUUUACAUUUGGAUGUUUGGCAAUUUGUAAUAUUCAUCAUCCGGGUGCUUUUAGGAAAGUCUUAAAUUAGUGAAACUUAUGGUUCGGUGCUGCUUUCUCAACAAUUCAUGUGUCAAAUGUUUUUGUUACUGAAGAACAAUAAAGAUUAUUGAAUUUUAAAAAAUGCCACCAGAGUAUCAACACAAUCAAAACGACAAGAAACUUCAGACACAAAUAACUGGUUUUAGAUUUCACGCAGGACAACACUCUUUGUUAUAAUAACACUUUAGAUAGUGCGUUUAGGACAUGUAUCAGCAACCCUUCAAAGAACUUCUUUUUGUUUUUUUUUUUAAGAUCAAAACAUUUCAUGAACCGCAACGUGAAUUAGGCCUAACGUUAUGUUACACUUUAAAACGCCUAAUGAGGUCUUGGCACAUCUGCCUACAUUUCACAUUUAAAUUCAAAUUGGUUGUGUUGACAAUAAAGGCUUUGUAAUUUGAAUGUAAAAUAGAAGGGGGUGUGUGAAAU
Molecule: messenger RNA, 1525 nt
Organism: Limulus polyphemus (Atlantic horseshoe crab)
Lineage: Eukaryota; Metazoa; Arthropoda; Merostomata; Xiphosura; Limulidae
Product: calmodulin-A-like
Exons: 5
Coding region: 1-711 (236 amino acids)
Molecular function (GO): calcium ion binding; enzyme regulator activity
Source: RefSeq, a predicted model, not a curated record